AUGAAUAAAACACUCUAAAUAAAAGUUUUGAUUGGAUAAAUCAAUAAUAACUAUGACUUCAAGGCAAACAUAAAUCGAAUAAACAUAUCCUUAUAAAAGUACUCAUCAAAAGAUGAAAUAGAUAUUUUAGUUCUCCCUGAAAUGGCUUUGAUUGGCUACUAUUAUCCUGAUAAAAAUGCUAUAAAGCCAUUUUUAGAAUAAUAUGGCAAAGGGCCAACUUAUGAAUUUUGCAAAUAAAUCGCUUAAAGGUUAAAAUGCUAUGUGUCUUGUGGAUACGCAGAAGUGGAUGGAGACAAAUUAUAUAAUUCAGCAGUAGUUGUUAAUAGAGAAGGAGAGGCUAUUCUAAAUGUUAGAAAGAAGCAUUUGUUUGAAACAGAUAAGACUUGGGCAGAUGAAGGAUAAGAAUUCAAGUGCUUAGAAUUAAAAACAAUUAAAGGUUAAACAAUAAAGUUUGCAUUUGGCAUAUGUAUGGAUAUAAAUCCAUGGGAAUUCAAAGACAACAGUAAGUUUGAAUUGGCAGAUUUCUGUUUACAGAACAAUGUGGAUGGUCUAAUAUUUAUGUCUGCUUGGAAUGAUCACGAACCUGAUAAUAAUGACAAUAAUGGCAUAUUGGAUUAUUGGCUUUGGAGACUCAAACCGAUUAGAGAUGGCAAAUCUAAUAAUUAUCAUAAAUAAUUUCUUUUUGUUUGUUCAGAUAAAGUAGGAAAGGAUGAGAAAACUUAAUAUAUGGGAUCUAGUUGUUUAAUCAAGUUAAACCCUGCUAAAUUAAUACAGGAUCUAGAUAAAAAGUAAGAAAGCUAUUUAAUAUGCAAUGUUUAAUUGUGA
Messenger RNA from Paramecium tetraurelia, 825 nucleotides. RefSeq lists its product as uncharacterized. Lineage: Eukaryota; Ciliophora; Oligohymenophorea; Peniculida; Parameciidae. Gene Ontology annotation, biological process: protein catabolic process. The record is from RefSeq and is a predicted model, not a curated record. The transcript is spliced from 3 exons. Gene Ontology annotation, molecular function: protein-N-terminal asparagine amidohydrolase activity; protein-N-terminal glutamine amidohydrolase activity.